AAACGAAAGCAGCGCUCAGUCUCUCUUUGGGCGGAGGGUGACUUGAUGGUGGUUUAUCUCUGGUUAUAAAGUCCACGUGUUUAGUUAAAACUCUAUGAUGGAGCUGUACAGGUGGAAAAACUGCUCCGCCGAACCAAACCCAGCUCGUUUGUCGUGGAGUAUCAUUAAAGACAUCUCACUCAUCUGUUGUGGUGCGCAGCAUACUUUAUUCCUCACCGGCGAUGGCACAGUGUUGUCCUGCGGACAAAACUCCAAAGGACAACUCGGUCGAAAUAGUCUCGAAGAUCAGACGAAGCCAGGACGUGUGUCAGGUUGUAGAAGAGCGGUGAGCUUGUCCUGCGGUCAGGACCACUGCCUCUUGCUGUCUACAACUGGAGACCUGUACUCCUGGGGGGCAGGUGGUGAUGGACAACUUGGCGUUGGACACAUAACGUCUAUGAUCCAAACACCAAGGUCAAGACACAACAUCAUACUAAUAAUAAGUCUGCUGCAUUUUCCUGUACCAGUAGUCCAAGUAGCGUGUGGAAACUCCCAUUCCUUGGCUUUAACGAAAGCCGGAGACGUGUUUUCAUGGGGCUCCAACAGUCACGGCCAGCUGGGUUUAGGGAGGGAUGUGCCCCUGCAGCCCUUCCCUGCCCUGGUGCCCUCUCUCACAGGGAUACCAGUUACCUUGAUGGCGGCCGGAGGGACCCACAGCCUGUUCAUCGCUCUCUCAGGGCUAGUCUACUGCUGCGGGGCCAACAAACUGGGCCAACUGGGACUCAACAGAGUGGAUGAGAAGGGUAGGUUUAACAUUGUUGCAGUACCAUCCCUCAAACCACUAGAGGUCACCGCUGCAAGCUGUGGCGCAGAACACUCUGUUGUCCUAACACAGGAUGGGAAGGUUUUCACCUUUGGAGAUGGAAGCCACGGUCAGCUGGGCCACUGCUCUGCUGCCGGUGAACUAGUACCCAGAGAGGUCCAGGGCAUCGAUGAACCCGUCUCACAGAUUGCAUGCGGCAGCCACCACACCUUAAUACUGGGCUCAUUGGGACACAUUUGGACCUUUGGCAGCGAGGUUAAAGGUCAAAGUGGGAGUGAUGGUUCAACACCAGCUCUUGUACAACUGCCAUGGGCCACUGAUGGUGCAGCAGCUGUACCUAAUGAGUUGAAAAUAGCUGCUGGAUGGAACACAAACUUCCUCUACUCACCUGCUGAGAGUUUGACAAGGGACUUGACCAUCAGCCGGUUUGAUGAAAAAAAAAUACAAAAGUGGCAGGCAAUGGAAAAAAGCGAUCAUGAGGCUAUAGAGGAAAUACUGUCAACGUUGGUUUCAAGUUCGAGCCUUGUUGCUGCUUUCGCAAAACCCAAUCUGUCUCCAUCGACUACAGGGGAAUUGAUUGCUGAUGUUGAGGCGGCUGCCCAGACUUUUGACCAGCUGCUGAAGAUCCCAUGGAUCAAAGAAAGAAUACAUUUUACCGUUAUUGUCGACCAUCUCCUAAACGCAAGGACUGUGCUAAAGUCCCCUGAUGCACUCCUGGUUCUUCUCACAUGUCCUCUUCUUCAAGAGGACCACAGCAUGAUGGAUGAGGUCAUCCCACUGGCUUUCAUUAUUACUGAGCUAAAUGGAAAGACUUCCGGGUUACUAAGAGGUUGUUGGUCUUCCCUGCCCCCUGCCAUCCUGACCAAUCACAUCGAGGUGUUCAAACGGGCCCUGUCCUUCCUUCUCAUGAAUGGCCUUCUGGAGUCUCAUGACAAUCAGAUCAAAAUCUUGCUGGAGACCCUCAAGAUGCUCUACAAGGCUAAUAAAGCUGGCCGGUCUCUGAAGGUUCCACUGAGUACUUUUUAUGUAGACCAAAUUGAACACUCACAGUACAAUGCUUUUGAGGAUGUGGGCCUUUGGAUUGCAUUCUCACAAAAGGAGGCAAAGGAGAACGCACCAGCCAUCUUCUGCCGGUAUCCAUUUGUGUUAAAUCUCCCUUGCAAGUUGGCGUCCUUUAACAUCCACGCAAAUUAUCUCAAGAAUCAACACCGUCAGGAGUUACAUGUCUCCAUGGUGGAGCCAGAAUUUGAAGUUAGUCUCCGGGGGAACCCUGAAGCGGCGCCAGGGUUCCAGCUCAAACUGAGACGAACACAUCUUGUUGAAGAUACUUUCCGCCACCUGUCUUCAGCCGACCACUCUCUUUUCAAGAGGCAACUCUUGGUGCACUUCAAAGAAGAACUGGAAUUUACCUCCAAAGCAGUCAACCAACAAGACUUCUUCAUCAACGUGUUUGAGGAGCUCAUGGACCCUGGGUCAAAAAUGUUCAUGUAUAAUGAAGGCCAGACACUAGCUUGGUUCCCUGCCCAGGUUGACCCGCCCAGAUUGGAGAAGUACUUCCUGUUUGGAGUUCUAUGUGGCAUUGCCUUGAACAACUACAACAUCAUCAAUCUGCCUUUCCCAUUAGUUCUCUUCAAGAAGCUGGUCAACGUGAAACCAUCCUAUGAAGACAUGAAAGAAUUUGAGCCAGUAGUAGCAAGGAGUUUGAAUUGCAUUUUGGAAGACUACACCUCUGAGGACUUUGAGAAGUUGGACCUCAUCUUCACGGUGGACUGGGAUGGCAGAAAAGUGGAACUUGAUUCAACAGCAAAAGGGAAGCCUGUCUCAUGUUUCAACAAGACUCCAACCCGACCUAAAGGAACUUGGUCCUCUCUCUGGGACUCCAACCCGACCUAAAGGAACUUGGUGCUUUCUCUGGGCCCCCAACCCGACCUAAAGGAACUUGGUCCUUUCUCUGGGACUCCAACCCAGAUUCUAGAACUCCAACCCAGACAGAAAUUGGGUCUCAACCCCUUAUCCUUUCUCUCUGGUAUCAGACUAUGUAUCUUUCUGGUAAAAAUAGAAAAUAAAGUUUAGAAAGUGCGAUGUAUUUAAGAUUUAACAUAAAAGUCUUCAGUCUUGUUUUAAAGGUGGUCAGAGUUGGAGCAAGUCUUAAAUCCUGAGGGGUUUAUUCUAGCUAUUUGUGGCUUAGUAACUAAAUCCUGCUUUCCCAUGUUUCGUGUUUACUCUGGGGAUAAUUAACAGAUUAGUCUCAGAAGUUCUUAGUGGUCUAGAAGGAUUAUGUAGUGGAAGCAUAUCAGUUAAAUAUUUUGGGGGGAUUUAUAGGUUAGCAACAUAAUUUUAAAAUCAAUUCUCGGACCUACAGGAAGCCAAUGUAACGAUUUAAGAAUUGGUGUAAUCUGUUCUCUUUGUUAGAACUCUAGCAGCAGCAUUCUGAACAAGCUCAAGUUUCCUUAGUUUUUUUUGGGAGAACUCUAAGGAGUCCAUUGCAGUAAUCAAGCUUACUAGUGAUAAAGGCAUGUACAAGUUUUUGUAAGUCUUCAGUGGACAUAAGCCCUCUAAUUGCUACAUUUUUAAGGUGAUAAUAUGCAGAUUUUAUUACUGAUUUGAUGUGACCCUCGGAAUGUAAAUCAGAAUCCAUGAUAAACCUUAGAUUUCUGGCUUUGAUUGAGGUUUUCAGGGACUGAGAGUGAAGGUGUUGGGUUACGUUAAGCUUUUCCUUUUUAGCACAAAAUACAAUUUUCUCGGUUUUGUCCUCAUUUAGUUGAUGGAAAAUUCGACACAUCCAGUCUUUCACUUGCUCAAUGCACUGGCACAACAGAUCUAUGGGCCGAUAGUCAUUUGGUGAUAGCGAUACAUAGAUUUGCAUGUCAUCAGCAUAGUCAUGAUGGUCAAUAUUGUUAUUUUGCAUGAUUUGCCCUAGUGUUAGCAUGUCGAUGUUGAAUAAGGAGGGUCCUAAGAAAAAAAAAUGCAUCAUCACUGAUUUAAACUGAGAUACUCGGGUGUUUCGGCUCGAACAUCAGACACCCUGUCUCAGGCGACCCAGUUAAGGUUGAUCAAGCUAGCUCUUCAGCUUUUGCCCUAGCAGCACUCUCCCACAGAUACACUCUAAUGAUCCAGACCUGGAGGCCUUCUCUGCAGCAUCUGUGUUGUUAUAGAAGGCCCUCCUCCCCCUCUCACCUGUGAUGCAGAGUGCACCAUAAGCCCUUAAGAGGGACUGUCCUGCAGAUCGUCUGCCCCCUAUCUAUUAUGGCGGGCAUCUUGCCCCCCAACCUUGUCUUUGGCAGUCGCCCUCCCGCUCAAUGGCCUCUUCCGUGUAGUCUUCCCAUGACAUGGUAAGCCUCAGCACGACAACACUCUUCAUUGCCACUGUCACCAGAACAAUGUGAGGUUUCAGGGUGUUCUUGGCAAUAUGCUGAGUUGCCUGCCUAAGUCCACUGUCAGCUGUUGCAUUGUUGAGAAGCCCUGAUUCUGCUCUCACCUUAUUCUGGAUUAGUUGCCACCGCUCCUUGACCCAAGUCUCGUCAUAAUGGGGGAUAGCUCAGUGCUUUAUCUGGACACUGCUCCCACCACGACUUGAUGGCAUAUCCAUGACUGCCUGUUCAACUGCCACCUCCACAUUCCACGUCCAACUGGUCUUGACUGCUUCCCCUGCAAUGUAGACUUAAGGGUUGCUUGGCUUUCUGAACUGCAGCAUCUCCAUUGCACGCAAGACCCUCAAAUUCCACCUUGGUGGAUUUCAGGGGGAGCCUUAGUUUGCAGGUUUUACCAUAGAGGGCGAUUCAGCAAUGCCACUUCCAAUGGUAUCGGCUGAUGCCUCUUCCCAGGUCUGAAACUGUGGCAGUCGGGACAUCUAGAGGAGCAGUGACCACAUGAUCCUGUUCUGGUAAAUCCAUACCUUGAUUUUUCCAGGAAUGCUUUUUCUGUGAACAUCUUCCAGCCAACCCUCCGGGCCCUAUCUUGCAUCCGGCGCAAGUGACUUAGUCACUGGCGCAUGUGUCGUUGCUAGUUUACAACUGGCGCAGAGCGUUCUUUUCCCACCAGCGCCACUCGCCGGAAAAUUAGGGAUUGAUCAUGCGCCCCAAGGGGCGGUUCGGCGGAAGGAGGAGGCGUGUUCUGGCGCAAACGGUAUUUUGCCGUCUCUGAAUACCAUUGCGCUACUGACCAGGAAAUACCUGGUUUAAAGUCAGUGGCGCGUUGUUCAGAUGCUAUUUUAAGGGCGCAUGCAUGAAUGCGCAUGCGAUGCAUACGGAUUGCUUGUGCACCUCGCGCAUACACUUUGCUUCUCUCAUCUACCUAGCCGCACAUUCUUGGUAAAUUAUUUGGGAAAGAACAGCUGAUGCAGCGGUAAUAAGUUGUACUUUUAAGUCAAUGCAUCUGCAAACACCGUACAGCAAACACAUAUUUUCUUGACACAGACAUCGUGUAGGCCUACAUGCCCAUAACUUUUAGGAUUGAUGAGUAGGCCUAUUUGAUCGUGAAAAACAUUGUUUUACCGCGAGUGAGUGUUAAAAAGAAUGAAUGAAUGCGGGCGCGCGUGUGUGCUCUGUUUAAACACACGCAAACUAAACACUAUCAUCAUCAUCUCAUCUUCGUCCGCUUAUCCGGGGUAGGGUCGCGGGGGGAGCAGCUCAAGCAGGGGGCCCCAGACUUCCCUUUCCCGGGCCACAUUGACCAGCUCUGACGGGGGGAUCCCGAGGCGUUCCCAGGCCAGUGUUGAGAUAUAAUCUCUCCACCUAGUCCUGGGUCUUCCCCGAGGUCUCCUCCCCACUGGACGUGCCUGAAACACCUCCCAAGGAAGGCGCCCAGUGGGCAUCCUUACCAGAUGCCCGAACCACCUCAGCUGACUCCUUUCUAAGUAAAGGAGCAGCGGCUCUAAUCCGAGUUCCUCACGGAUGGCUGAGCUUCUCACCCUAUCCCUAAGGGAGACGCCAGCCACCCUUCUGAGAAAACUCAUCUCGGCCGCUUGUACCCGCGAUCUCGUCCUUUCGGUCAUCACCCAACCCUCAUGACCAUAGGUGAGGAUAGGAACGAAGAUCGACCGGUAGAUCGAGAGCUUUGCCUUGCGGCUCAGCUCUCUUUUCGUAACAACGGUGCAGUAAAGCGAACGCAAUACCGCCCCCGCUGCUCCGAUUCUCCGACCAAUCUCACGCUCCAUAGUUCCCUCACUCGCGAACAAGACCCCGAGGUACUUGAACUCCUUCACUUGGGCAAACUAAACACGUAACGCAUAAUACAAUCAAUGGCAAUGUCUAUUACCGCGGGGACACAUGCAUAUUAGGAUAGCAUACAAUACUCAUAAGAAACAAUGUUUAUAAUGUAUUGCGUACAUCAUUAAAUAGAACCACAGUUACCGCAUAUCAUAAGUUAUAGCCUAUCAUACGUUUUCUUUGCCAAAAUUUAUUUGAGGACUAUUUCUGAAGUUGUGGAAGAAAACCCCUUAUUCCAUGUGUGAAUUAGGCCAUAUUAUUUGGCAAUAAACUAAGCCAUUUGCAGUUUGAAAUUCAUGUGCAUCUGUCUCAUCGGAGACUGCAGACGCACUGUCAAAAUAUCAACUCGUCCGAUUCAAAUGCGCUCAUGGCUCUUAAAGGGGAUGGGAGCUGGCACUCUCAUUGGUUUGUUGCACGUUACGCCCAAACCACACCUACGGGUAAUUAGGCUGCUUCAGACCAACCCUUUUGACACUUGCGCCGCGGCGCAAGCGUCAUUUAUCCGCCUGUAAAAUAGCGAUAGCGCCGUAGAACCGCCCACAAAGCUACUUGCGCUUUGCGCUUCCCACUUGCGUUUCAGACCGUUAAAAUAGGGCCCUCCAUCUCCUCGCAACUGUUCGUAAUAGUCGCUGUAUCCCUGAGGCUGUUGUCCAAGAUCUACCCUAGGCGUCUGAGAGAUUAUAGCGAUUCGUGUUUCUGAGGUGGAAUGCCGAAAUGUAUUCACUUCUCUUUCUUUCUUCAACCUUGAUUUCACUUGCUUGAACGACAUCCCGGCCAAUACCAAAUCGUCUUAACAUAAUUGGUAAACCGGGACAAGGACUUUGCUGAAAGUGUGAAGUUGUGCAUCGACAUGAAAUCAUUUCAUUUCAGUGGCCCUACCACCAUAAUGCCAGGAGCUUUUAUGUACAAUGAAACAUGUAUGGACAACAUUGCUAGUAAGCCAUUGCAGAUACCGAAAUUCACUUAUUAUUGUUAGGCAAGGCAAGGCAACUUUAUUUAUCUAGGACUCUUCAUAUGAGGCAGUCAAAGUGCUUCACAUAGACAAUAAAAUAAAAUUAUAAAAUAAAUAAGUAAAAGAAACCACAGGCAAAGAUAAAAAAUAAAAAGCAUUUUAGAAAGUGCAAUGUAUUUAAGAUUAAUCAGAAAGCUAAAGCAAACAUAAAAGUCUUGUUUUAAGUGGUCAGAGUUUUGCCAGUCUUAUGUCUUGUUUCUACCGAGCGGUACAGCCGAUGCGAUAUGGUGCGGCACGGUUACACUUAAUCUGGCUGGCGUUUCCAACGCUGACACUGCCCUUAUGGUAGGGCGGGGUUUAUACCCGAUUGCGAUAGCCGCGGCAGCUAUGUAAGCAUUGUGACAUCAUAGCAGCGCGACACAGUGUAGCCUGCUAAUAAAUUCAAUGUUUUGUGUUUUCUCUGGGGAUAAAUAAUAGAUUAGUCUCAGAAGAUCUUCGUGGUCUAGAAAGCUUAUGUAGUGGAAGCAUAU
This is a messenger RNA of Gadus chalcogrammus (walleye pollock), 7491 nucleotides long. RefSeq names its product probable E3 ubiquitin-protein ligase HERC6. The transcript has 21 exons. NCBI's taxonomy places the organism in Eukaryota, Metazoa, Chordata, Actinopteri, Gadiformes, Gadidae. The coding region runs from base 95 to 2695 and encodes 866 amino acids. Gene Ontology annotation, molecular function: ubiquitin-protein transferase activity. The record is from RefSeq and is a predicted model, not a curated record.